AUAUCACUCGGAAUAUUUCCGACAACAAGCGAACGCAGCAGCGUUCCCCGGCAGCGAGCGAUAACGGGCUGACAAACCUGCGUCUACAGGGCCCAGCUGCACAUCAAGAACUGCCGAGACCAGCACAGAAAAUAUCAAGACCUUAUUCUCCGACUGAUUCGGUGCUUUACUUCUUGGCCUCAGGUCCGCGGGUCGGAUGCGGGUUCAUUUAUUUCCGAAGAUGCUUCGAGGAGCAGGUGCGCCGCAGGGAUUUAGCCUCUAAGAAAUUGCUCCAAAGGUUUAGUCUUUCGGGGAGGCUACUGCUGUUUUUUUUGUUGUCACUUUCGGGCCGAGCCGCUGGUGAAUUAGCCGAAGAAGUCGACCAGCUUCGAUGCUUCGUGCGGGAAGGAUGGAGGAGUUUGUCACGGAGGACGAAGAGCCGUGGUACGACCAGCGAGACCUGGAGCAAGGUGACAUGAUUUUUACAUCUGUGUCAUUUGUGUGUGUGUGUGUGUGUGUGUGUGUGUGUGUGUGUGUGUGUGUGUGUGUGUGUGUGUGUGUGUGUGACUGAUUAGGGAGGAUCACACUCUACAACAAUACCUCAUCCACAAUCACUGCCACGCAGGCUUAGAUACUGAGAUCCAUAAAUUCUUGGAUAUGGAGGAUGGGAAUGAAGGGGGAGGUUGCAUCCGAUAUGAAAUGCACUUAAUGCUGAAUGUCUGUCUCGCCUGCCUAUGUCUUCCGCUUCCCUCCUCUGCCAAUUAUUGGGAUGUUGUCAGUGGUGCUUCCCAGGAUGGACUUGCUGUCUGACUGAGUGAGUGUUGCCUCUGUCUCGCCUCCUUCCUCUGCAGGGCCCUGCUUCCCAGCAUCCUCCACAUCUGUAGUUUUCUCUUACAGUCAAUCAAACACUCUGGAUUCAUCUCACAGGACAAUUGUACCUCGGCAGGGCUGGCCUCUGCAUCACCCCAUCCCCUGAUUACCUGCUGACCCAGAGACCAAAGCAGCUUUGUAUCUCAUCAUGGCAGAGAGAGAAAGCCAGGUGCUGCAAUGCUGUCUGCAUCUCAUCUCAGCAUUAUUAAGUCAUUAAGCCCCUGCUCCUGGAUGAUCUGAUUAGGGAGCCCCAGACUAGACGUCUUUAGUCUGGCUCAGGGAUGCCAGGCUUUGGAGUCAGAUGUGAGGCAUAAUUGCCAAAGUAAUAUCAUCCUAAUCGUGAUGAAUUUGCUCAGGAAAUAAUGCUGUUACACAACUUCUCCACUGCCAUCCAUGAUAUGUUUUGAGUAUGAUGUGGCCAGAUGGCAUGGUGUGGUGAUGUCAUGUUGCAGCCUCAUCUGAGGGCCCUGUCCUGGAACGUGAGAUUCAUACACCAGAGAGCAUCUCAGAGAUGCACGCUUAGAGUUGGACACAAAUGAGCAGAUGCGGUUAAAAUGUACUGAUGUAACUGGAAGACAGAUACGCUGAUUUAGCCUUUUAUGUUUCAGGUAUCCAGUGUUUGGUAUUCCCUCGACAGAAACCUCUCAUCCAUGCACAUAAAUGUGGAAUUAUAUAACCAAUACACGGCACGUGUCUGCCCUUGGGAGCAGAAACAGAGCUGUGACUGAUUCAAACCUCGAGGGGGGUGAAGGCUCGCUGUGCUCUCUCCUCACACACUCUCACUCAGCUCAUUAUCAGCUCUGCAUGAGAUGCAAGUGUGUCAAGGCAGGCGGACACACUAUGAGCUCAUGAUGUUGAGUAGUUUCAUUCGAGAAUUCGGGAGGAGUCCUGCUGCAAUUGUGUAUGUUAGUUUUCACACCUACAGAUGGAUCAACAUUAAAUCACUUCUAACUGUAAUCUUUGUUAUACUGGCUGAGGACAGACACGAGUGUCUGUGAGCAUACAGGUUUGUUCCUGUCACUUUCCAUGUUCUGCUGAUGAACACUGGUCAUGUGAAGUAAUGGCUGUCAGUGACUCUGUCUUACUACCUACCUAUAAUACAAUACAAUAUGAUAGGAUGGUUUAAGUAUGGUAUAAUUCAGUACUUUAUAAUCACAAUACAAUUUGAUGGGAUAAAAUACGAUAUGAUGCUUGCUAUUAUGUAUGUUACAGUAUGAUACAACACAAUACACUACUGCAUGACAUGAUAGGACACGAUAUGAUACAAUACAACUUAAUUAAUUAAUACUGUAUGAUUUGAUACUUUUUUGAUACAACACAAUAGGAAACAAUACUUGGUAUGGUAUAAUACAUAGUGAUAUUAUAGGAUAAUACACUGUGUGCAGAAUUAUUAGGCAAGUUGUAUUUUUGAGGAUAAACUUUAUUUUUGAACAACUGCAGUGCUCUUGGUCAAUCCAAAAUGUUAAUAAACCUCAAACCUGAAUAUUUCAGGGAGUAAAAGUGAGAUUUUGGCUUCCUUAGGAGAAUAUCUAUGUGUGCACAAUUAUUGGGGGCAGCUAUUAGUGUGCAGAAUUAUUAUGCAACUAAAUUGAAAAUGAAAAAUUUUCCAUCUCACUUGUUUAUUUUCACUUGUUAAAGUGAGAAUGAUAAACAAACAACUCAAUUUACAAAUAAAAAUUGUUGAAAUUAAAAAAAAAAAAUCUGUGACCAAUGUAACUUCUUUUCAAUAACAGUCAUAAGCCUUCCAUUCAUGGAGUCUUUCAGUUUCUUGAUCUGUUGACGAUCAACUUUUUGUGUUGCAGUAACCAAAGCCUUCCAGACACUGUUCCAGACACUGUUCAGAGAGGUGUACUGUCUUCCUUCACUGUAAAUUUCCCGUUUAAGAAGGGCUCACAAGUUCUCAACAGGGUUUAGGUCAGGUGAAGAAGGAGGCCAUGUCAUUAUUAUUUCGUUUUUAAGGCCUUUACUGGCGAGCCACGUAGUGGAGUACUUUGUUGCAUGCAAUGGAGCAUUGUCUUGCAUAAAAAUCAUGGUUUUCUUGAAAGAUGCAGACUUUUGCCUGUACCACUGCUUGAAGACUGGCAUUGGAUUUGGGAGUUGAUUUUAAGUCCAUCUUUAACCCAAAAGGUCCAGCUAGCUCAUCUUUAAUAAUACCAGCCCAUACCAGUACUCCGCCUCCACCUUGCUGGUGUCUGAUUCGAAGUGGAGCUCUGUGCCCAUUACUGAUCCAGCCACGGGUCCAUCCAUCUGGUCCGUCAAGAGUCAUUCUCAUCCCAUCAGUCCAUAAAACCUUUGAAAAAUCUCUCCAGAUAUUUCUUGGCCCAGUCUUGACGUUUCAACUUGUGUCUAGUUCAGUGGUGGUCAGAUUUCAGCCUUCCUUACCUUGGCCAUGUCUCUGAGCACUGAACACCUUGUACUUCUGGGCACUCCAGGUAGGUUGCAGUUCUGGAAUAUGACAGCACUGGAGGAUUAGCAGUUCCUGGUAGCUUUACGUUUGAGUCUUCUCAAUUCUUUGGCAGUUAAUUUGCGUCUUUUUUUCUUAACACAUUUCUUGCGACCCUGUUGACUAUUGGCAUCAAAAUGUUUGCUGAUUCUGUGAUCACGCCCAAAUAUCUAAGCAAUUUCAAGAGUGCUGCAUCCCUCUGAAAGACUUCUUACAUUUUUUGACUUUUCAGAGUCACUUAAAUCUCUUUUUUGGCCCAUUUUACCUGAGGAAAAGAAGCUGCCUAAUAAUUAUGCACACCUUGAUAUAGGGUUUUGAUCUUAGGCCCCAGCCUCCCUCAUUACACUAAUACACAUUACCUGAUAUGCUUAUAUCCAAUAAGCAUUCAAGUUUAUACAGCUUGGAGUUGGAAAAUAUGCAUAAAAAUGAUGAUAUGAUCAAAAUACUCACUUGCCUAAUAAUUGUGCACACAGUGUAGAAUAGAAUAGAAUAUUCCUUUAUUGAUCCCCCAUGGGGGACAAAGAUAGUGCAAAAAUUCUGUUAUAAAAAUAAAGAUUGUGAUAUUAAGAACUUAAAUAAAUUUAUAAUUAAGAAAAAAUUCAGAAAAAGGAAAAGGGGAGAAGAAAAUAAAACUAUAUACAAUAUACACAAUUUAGGUACCAAACACAAUUUAAGUACCAUAGAUAGAAUACAAUAAACUACUUUUUGAUAUAUGAUUUGAUAUCAUACAAUAGGAUGAAAUAUGAUGUAAUGUAUGAUAUGAUAUGUGAUACUUUUAGAUAGGAUCUGAUUAUAUGAUACAUUUGGAUUCAUAAUGAUACAAAAACAAUGGCAGAGUGUAGUAUGAAAUGAUACAACGCUAUAUGACAUAAUGAAUGACAUACCAUACGACAUGAUAUAAUGCAACGUAAAACUUGUAUAAUUUGAUAUGACAAAAUACGAUACAGUUUGUUAGUGUAUUAAAAAUAAUGUGAUGCAACAUGACACAAUGCGAUAUGACUGGAUAGCAAAGGAUACAAUGAGACACUUGAUAACAUGCUGCAACAUGAUAUGAUACCUAACAACACAGCUAUAUUUCAUGACACAAUGUAAUACAAUUUAGUUUGAUAAAAUAUAAUGGGGCAAAGUCAGGAUACAAAAGAGAUGAUAUUUGAUUUGAUACAUGAUACAACACGAUACAACAUGAUAAUUUAUGCUCCAAGAUGCAAUAUGAUGCAGUACAAUAUAUUUAAUUAUUCCCUUGGAGGGAACAGACACACUGCUGAAAACCACCAAAACAAACAGAUAUAUUAUACUCAAAUUGCACAUGUUCCCCUUCUUCAUUAUAGGCUGCCAGUUUUGCAGAGCCACCAGGAUUCAGCUCCUGCUCCCCACUGUUCUACCAGAGGAGAUGAAUAUUGUAAUAAUUCAACUUUGAAGCUGACUUGUUUUUCUGUUCUUAUUUCCCUGCUCCCAUCAGACCUGCACCUGGCAGCCGAGCUUGGCAAGACACUCCUGGAGCGUAACAAGGAGCUGGAGGACUCCCUGCAGCAGAUGUACAUCAACAAUGAGGAGCAAGUGCAAGAGAUAGAGGUACACGUGCUCGUUUUGCCAAUUAUAACUCCGCAAGCACAUAUUUGAGUCAGCUAAUAAACACACAAAAUGCAGAGAUACCAGCUGAAACAGCUUGCAUGAGCUGGUUCCUUUGAUUUCACACCAAGAUAAUCAUCAGAAGGCACAGAGCAGCUGGAUGAAGGAGUAUAGAGCAGAGGACCUGAAGUGUUUAUUCUGGGAACAUGAACAGAUAUGUAAAAGGAUAAAAACUCACUUCUUCACGCAGUAGGGAAGCCGGGCUGAGCACCUGAGUGCUGGGCUGUCAACAGAGUGAACAAUGUGAAACUUUCAUUACUGAAUUGACCUUUGGGGAUCAGUAAAGUUCUUAUUUCUUAUCUUCGCCAGUGUUUGUUUUACUUUUCUUAAAUUAAUGUACUUGCAAAUGAGAACUAUUGAGCGGUCUGCAAAAACUGACAUCACAGUCUGUUUUGUUUUGCGGGCUAUCACGGUCCUUUUAUAACUGCUGUCAAUUUAAUCGUUCUUGACAUAAACGAGACAAUUUGUACAUUUAUACGAACUUUUUCAGACAGCUGAACUGUGGAUUAUGCACCAGCUCAUCUAUUUCAACCAGAAACCCAGUACUAUCAAAAAACUUUAACAUUCUAUAUUACUACCAGCCCAAGAUUAAACUAUUUAUCCCUAAAGUUUGGAUAGUUAUCUUUUUAUCAUAACCCAAAAUUACCCUCUUAUAACCCAUUCUCCAUUACAUUAAGAAAACCAUCAACCAUUUAGCUUUUACUUUUAGCUUGUCAUCUAUUAGCAUACUGUCUCUCAAAAAGUUAAGCGUCAUCCCAAGAGAAGGAUUUGAACCACUGAUCUAAGAGGUUUAGCCAUCCUUUCCACUAUAUAAUCCAACUAAACUAUCUGUACUUUAUGCUAGCUUUACAGCUAUUUGUCCUUUAGCCUACCUUUAGCUGUAAAAUUAACCAUUAAUUCAAGCUAGUAAUCAAAGAUUUAUGAAGAUAUUAAUUAUCUUCCACUUCUUUCAUCCAACCAGUUAACUAUUUGUGAAUUCCUUCUGAUCCACUAUAUAUUCAUUACUCAAAGCUAGCCCACUUCAGGCCAAACUUUAAAGAUCUUUAGUUUGUGCUAAUUUCGUUAGCCGGUUUUAUUGUUCUUUUAGAUAACUGUUUUAGCCCUUUAUGUUUUGAUUUAAAUUUAUAUACACUACAGGCCAAAAGUUUGGAAGCAAGGCCAUUACAGGCCGAACAGUUGGGAGUAACUUCAAGUUUUUGUUCACAAUGCUUUUUUUUUUUUUUUAAAUCCAGCACGAGUUUUAUGUAUUUUGGGAUGUAUUUACUCCAUGAUCAGAUGUUGCUUUCAUGGAAAUGCACCAUUUUACUCCAUUUACCUUUAGAUAUACAUUGAUGUUAACAGACCAUUGCUAAAGACUUAGUUUUAGGGUUGAAAACAUUUGCAAGAGUCACAACUUCAGUGCAAAAGCAAAAAAACAAAUCACAGUUGGAUUAUUCACUUUAACUUUUCGGCUUUUGAGAGCCUGCAUACAAAAAUCCUAAUAAAGCUCAACUGCGUUCAAACCACCACAAAAAUGGCUAGAAAGAAGCAACUGAGUAAAGAAACAAAAGUACAGAUUUGUACAUCGAGGAAAGAAGAAUACACAGAAAGAGAAAAUUGCAAAAUACCUAAAGGUGUUUAACAAAGGAGUCCACUACACUCUGAAGAGACUAGAGGAACCUGGAAGUUAUGAUGAUAGAAAAAGGCCUAGAUGAAAGAGAGUUACUACAAAAGCAGAGGAUAAACAUAGCAUUGUCAUCAGUAAGAGAGAUCGGCGAAAGACAGCACCACAAAUAAGGGAGGAAAUCAACAUGACAAGGUCAAAACCCAUAUCUCUGACAACCGUGAAAAGACGUUUGAGAAAGGCUGGUUUGAAGGGUUGUGUAUCUGCAAAAAAACACUACUUCGUCCACAGAACAAGAAAAAGAGAUAUGAGUGGGCAAAAGCUCACGAAAAUUGGACUCAUGAUGACUAGAAACAAGUUUGCACUGUUUGGUUCAAAACGCAGAGUCUAUGUCCUCAGACAAACUGGUGAACGUCUGAAAGCACCAUGUGUUACACCCACAAUUCAGCAUGGAGGUGGUAGUUCCAUGGUAUGGGGAUGUUUUGCAGGUGAUGGAGUAGGAGAUUUGUUUGAAGUAAAGGGUAUCAUGAAGAAGGAACAGUACCACUCCGUCCUCAAGCACCAUGCUGUUCCAUCUGGACUCAGACUUGUGGCUCAUAAGUUUGUUUUGCAGCAAGACAGUGACCCCCAGCACUCUGCCAAGCUCUGUCAGAGUUACCUAGACAAAAAAGAAGAGGAAGGUGUUCUUCAAAAGAUGGUUUGGCCCCCUCAGUCUCCAGACCUUUCUCCAAUUGAGCUUGUGGGUGAAUUGGAUCGAUCGGUCAGAAAAACACGUCCCACGAAUCAGCAGUCUCUUUUUAAUGAACUUAAGAAAGCUUGGAAUGCAAUCCCUGGAACAUACCUUAAAAAAACUUGUGGAACGAAUGCCUGGUAUAUGCCAAGCUGCUGUUAAAGCCAGAGGAGGUUACUUUAAAGGAAGCAAAGUCUAAGCAACAAUAACUCAAAUACCUAAUAAUUAUAGUCAAAAUGUCUGAUAAGUUACUCUUUACACAACAGUCACGUUUAUUGUGUUCCAAAUUAUAUAUAUGAAACUAUGAUUUUUUUUGUACAAAUCUGAUCUUGCUUCCAAACUUUUGGCCUGUAGUGUAUAUACAUAUAUUUUUACUUUUUGUGGUAAAAUAGUUUUGGCCAGGUGCAGCCAAGACAAAGUUAAGGACUAAGAACAUGAGAUGCUUCCCCUGCUGGUUUCAGACAUAGGUGAAUGUGUUUGAGGAUCAUCUGAUUUUAACAUGUUGUUGUCUCUGUUCCAGUAUUUGUCCAAGCAGCUGGAAAUGUUGAGGGAGAUGAAUGAACAGCAUGCAAAGGUUUAUGAGCAGCUGGAUGUGACUGCCAGAGAGCUGGAGAUCACCAAUGAGAAACUGGUGCUGGAGAGCAAGGCAUCACAGCAGAAAAUAGACAGGUGAUCCACGGCUCUCACACUUUUACCAUCCUCUGUCUCUCUGUAAGAAUUAUACAAUUUAUACAUCAUAAGAAAACACCAGAAAUAACUUACUACCCCGGUCUUUUUAAAAGCUAUUCGUGUAAUCAUAAUCAGGGAUUUAGAUUCUUUACAAGUCAUGUAAGUGGUCUGAGGACUAAACAGAGCUCUAAAUAGCUGCCUCUGUUCCUUCUUGGUACACCUCAGCUACAAGCUGUAGAUUUAGCAGAGUGGUAUGCUGAGCAAAGACGGACUUAUCCUUCAUAACAAUGGUGUAACAUGUACUGGAACCAUAUUUGUGUGUUUGUGUGAACAGGUUAAUGGGCACCAUGGAGACCUUACAGGGUCAGGUGGACUCUCUGACAGCUCGGGUGGAGGAGCUGCGGACUCUGGAGGAGCUGAGGGUUCGCAGGGAAAAGAAGGAGCGGCGCAAGACUGUCCAUUCUUUCCCUUGCCUUAAAGAGCUCUGCACCGCGCCAAGGUUACGACCUGUUGCAGAUUGAAUGUUUACUUACAGCACACAGAGGCACUCUGUGGACAAAUGUACACACUGUAAUCCUCCUUAUGAUUUGCAAUUUCCUGAUACUGGCCACAUAUGAAGUCCAAACUGAGCCAAUGUAGGAAUUUUACUACUUUACGUUGAAUUUGAUGCAAGCAACACAUUUCCAAAAAGUGAGGAUAGGAAGAUCCUUAUUAUUGCGCUGCAUCACCUCUGCUUUCUAACAUUGCUAUGAAAAGGAACCAAGGAGACCAGUUUCCGGGGUUUUCAUCUAAUUCUGUUACAGGAUUUUAGCUGCUCAACAGUUGAGGGUCUGCUUUGUCACAUUUUUAUGUCAUGAUAUACAAUCUUCUGUCAGUGGAUGACAUGUUGGGACUGCCAGCAGGUCAGUUUCUUAUCUGGCCCCUUCUACUCCUGAGCCAUGCUGUUGUAAUUUGAGCGUAACAUGGUUCGACAUGGUCUUGGUGAAUAUGAAAGUCUCUCCUGAAAAGGUAUUGCCUGGAUUGUAGCACAUGUUGCCCCUUUCCUCCUUGUAGUUUAAAUCCAGCAUAUAUUUUUAUAAAAAAGGAGAAUUGUACAGUUUCAACACUUAUAUUGUUGUAUUGACCACCUGGGUGAAGUAUACACCAAGUUGUUUUAUACGCAGAUCAUGAAGUGAUACAAAAUCUGUUUUGUUCCAGGUAUGAGGAUGGUUUCCUGUUGGCCAAUCCAGGGAGUGUAGACCUGGCUGAAAGACAGCCUGUGGACGAGGAGAAUGAGCGUUUACGAGACAUUGUUACCUCACUACGCUCAGCCAUGGCCACAGAGCGCUCCAAAAGGGAGGGCGCUGAGCGGGAGUGUGCGGCUGUGCUGCAAGAGUUUGAGCGUCUAGAGCAGCGCCUGUUGGGAGCAGAGGGCUGCCAGCUGCGGGUUCGGGAGCUGGAGGCUGAACUGCAGGAGAUGCAGCAGCUCAGGAAGUCCAGGAUGUGUUUAGUUGGAGGCAUGGAAGAAGGUCUGGAGAUGCUACUGAACAACGGCCCAGAGACAGACACCCAAGAGGACGGGGUUGGGGUAGAGGAGGGAGAUGAAGGAAGUAUCGGAGAGGUGGGAGGGGCAGGGCAGCAGGGAGGUCCGGUGAGGAAAAGCUGCAGCGACACAGCUCUUAAUGCACGUGAUACUUCAGGCAGGCGUCAAGGCAGCUACGCCCUCCACACCAAUGGCGCGCGCAAACGUGGCAUGUCCAUCCUGCGUGAGGUGGAUGAGCAAUACCACGCCUUGCUGGAGAAGUAUGAGGAGCUGCUGGGGAAGUGCCGGCGUCAUGAGGAGAGCCUGUGCCACGCUGGGGUUCAAACCUCACGGCCGGUCUCAAGAGACCCCUCUGUGAAGGAGUACAACAUGGGAUCUGCAGGGCCAUCCACAUCUGGGGCAGUUGCCGCGCCUCCCACGCCCCCUCAAACCCCCUCCACACCUGAGGCCCUGGAGGGGAUCAGCAGGCAGGUGGAGCAGGUGGACAAACGGCUGAGCCAGAACACACCAGAGUACAAGGCCCUGUUCAAAGAGAUCUUCUCCCGUUUGCAGAAAACUAAGAGUGACAUGAAUUCCACCAAAAGCAGGAAGUCUCACAAAUGAGCUGGGAAGACCAGAUUCACAUGGCGCCCAUUUUGCUCUCACAUCAGGCUGGGGAGCUCAAUUACUGUUGUCAUCUCUGCUGUGUUGUGGGCUGUGAGUCUUAAAAGUGAAGUGCGUCUAAAAAAACAGUCAUGUCCCCCCUUACCAAAAAGAAGUAUACUGAAGUUCAUUUUAGUAUACUUCCCAAAUACAAAUAUACUACCAGUGUACUCACAAGUAAGUUUGAUAAGAGUAUCUCUGAAAAGUGCAUAAAAAGUCAACUGAAGGCGUACUUAGUUUAAACACAGUAUACUUGAGUUACACUUCAACAGACUUCUUUUUAGUAAGGGACGGCUAUUUGAUUCAACUCUUGAAAACUGGAGGGACUUGGAGCUGUGAUCAUCCUUUGACGAUCAUCUCAUUAACGUCCUUUAACUGGUCCAAAUGGAGCAAAGGUUAAAGUGGGACAUUGCUGAAUAAUUUAACCGUCAAAUCUAAAGAGUAAAUUAUUGUUGACAUUUGGCUGAAUUCCCUCCAUGUUUUGAAGUCUCUCAGUCGCUGAUUGAUCAUGGAUUGAAUAAAGAGUUGGUGACAGCAGUAUGGGUUUAUGGCUGGCGAGCCUCCCAACCUUAGCAUGUUAGAGGAAAAUGGUUGCCAUGAUAACCUGGUGAAACCAUGAGCUACCUGCAGUGAGAACAGUGACUGCACAUCUGUCUUUAUUAACUGUACUGUUUCUAAGGCUGUCCCCCCUGCCUGAAGUGAUGAUAAAUAACUACUGUCUUGUUAGUCAGAGGACAACCCCUCUACGCUGAUUCAGAGAAACAGCCAAAUGUCCAGUUGGAUAAAAUGCCUUUUUGAGUUGAUGGUUAUCAGAGCGAAAGUUUAGUUUGAGUCUUGAGACAUUUAAGUCUUUUGUGUAGUGUUUUUACCAAACGUGCUGGUGCAGACAUGACUUAACUACUGAUGAGAAACAACCAUGAAGCCAAACGAUUUAUAAAAUGGAAGAAAACUGGCACUGGCUUCCAAACUGAAGCCAGUUGAAGCAUGACUCUCAGUGCUAGGCUGGUCUUUACUUGUUGGUUGAGGGUGUAUCACAAAAGCUUUCUACCAGCCUGAUGGCAUGCAUUUCAAGCUGCAGGGUAAAGAUCUGUUUCAGGGAUGUUUUAUCAUCUUCUACAAUGAGUCACCUCUACACUGUGCUAGCACGAUAUUCAUGUUUUUUCUCCUUCAUAUGCUUCUCUAUUAAUUCAAAUAAAUGUAUGAAGAGUCUUAUUUUUAUCCUGUGCUCAGGGAGGCAGUGAAAAAUUCAGAAAUGUUCAUGUUUGGUGAAAUAAAAGAAGAAGACACUCGCAGA
This is a messenger RNA of Xyrichtys novacula (pearly razorfish), 11381 nucleotides long. The record is from the annotation of a GenBank genome assembly. Lineage: Eukaryota; Metazoa; Chordata; Actinopteri; Labriformes; Labridae.